Molecule: messenger RNA, 7348 nt
Organism: Brassica rapa (field mustard)
Lineage: Eukaryota; Viridiplantae; Streptophyta; Magnoliopsida; Brassicales; Brassicaceae
Source: RefSeq, a predicted model, not a curated record
AAAAUGUCAUUUUCGAAAAAAAAAAGAAAAAAAAAAUUGAUGGCAUUUUCGUAAAUUAUAUGAACUUGUGGGGUGAAUAGGGCAAAACCAAUUUUCAAAAAAAAGGGAGGUUAGUUUUGUGUUUGACUUUAAGUUGUAGGUCAAUUUUGCAAAAAUCCCAUAAAUUUAUGUGUGUGUUUAUAUGUAAGAUUAUAAAAAACUAUAGAUUCAUCCUAAUGUGACUGUUUUGUUUAUUAUCUAAAAAAUUAUUUUUGAAGUCUACUCUAUUUUGAAGUCAUUUGAAUCAAAACCAAAUCAAAAACCAAAAUAACAAAACUCAAACCAAACCAAACCAAACCAAACUCAAAUUCAUAAAUAACUAAACAAUUACUAUAUUUUUGAACCGAAAACUAAAAUUCACAACCAACCAAAAUCAAACCGAAAACUAAAAAAUACAAUAUGGACGCAAACCAAAAUUUAUAGAAUAAAUUAUAAAAUUUUGAUUUAUAAAUACAAAUAGAAAUAUAAAUAUAAAUAAAUUCCGCGCAACCGCACGUAUCAGAAUCUAGUAGGGUUUUAAUUUUUUGUUGAGACAUUUGAACUGAUCAGAAAUUACGGUUAGUGAAGUUUAAUGAAACAACAUCAAAUUGAAUAUCUUAUCUAAAUUAUAUGCUGUUCCCCAAAGACCCUGCCUAUAUUAAAUUGUAUCAUAAUAUAAAAUAGAUAUCCAAAAUUGUUGACGUAGGAAUUUUUAAUUUUCGACUAUACGUAUAAAUUAUUCGUAUGUCAUAUAUGGUUAAUGUAUAUUGUCAAUUUUCAAAAUAUCAGAAAUCUUAACUACAAAUAUGAAUCGCUCAUAUGUUUAUAAUACGAACUAAGAUAUUUAAAUAGAUGAAUUUCUUUUUUAAAAAAAAUCAUAUAAAAAUAUAACAUGCUACAUAUACAGUCAUUCUAAGGUUUUCAAAUCAAAUAAAGUAGAUUAAAUCAAGGGGGAUUUAAGAAAAAUGACUCAAAACUUAAUUUUGAAUACAAAAGUAUACCGUAAAUUUAAUCAAAUGCAAAAUUAACCCAAAAGCCUAGUGAAAUUACAACAUCCCCUUUAUGAACAAACAAAAAACAUGUAUUCAAUUUUACCAUUAUAACCCUCCGUUAGAGAAGACUUCUUUGUAAGUCUUCUCUAUGAUGACUUCUUUGUAAGUCUUCUCUAUGAUGACUUCUUUGUAAGUCUUCUCAUUCAAAAGAUCUUAAAAAUAAUUUUAUAAUUUUAUAAAAAAUAUUUUGAUGGGUAAAAAAUUGAAAUCAUAAAAUAAUAAAAAUUUCUCAAUGAUGUAAAUUUAGUUCAUCUGAAAUUGAAUUAUUUUCAACGUAGAUGAGUGAAUGUAUAUUUGCUCAUGAGUUAUUGGUUUAGAGUCUGGUAACAUAUGUUAUAGUAUUUUAUGCAUCUUUAGGGUUAGAUUCUGAAAUCUUACCUUCAUUUUUUUCUUUUUCAAAUUGACCCAUAUUUGUUUAGUAACUAUCUAAUAACUUGAUUUAAAUACUUUCUAAGUUUUUUUUUUUAAGUUUUAAAAAAUAUUUUUUGCAUAGUUAAUUGAUUUUAGGGUCUGGAAGACUCACAAAAGAUUAAAAAAAAAAGUCUUUAGACCCUUUCCGCCUGAAUUUAAGUAGAAUUUAUGGUUUCCGCCUAAAUUUUGGAAUAAUUUAGGUUUCCCGCCUAAAUCAAAGUCUUCCUUAAGUUUUUCAGGAGUCUUCCAUAAGUGUUCCAGGAGUCUUCCAUAAGUGUUCCAGGAGUCUUCCAUAGAAAGUCUUCUCAUGGAUUAGAUCUUAAAAAUAAUUUAAAAUUUUUAUAAAAAAUAUUUUCAUGGGUUGAAAUUUGAAAUCAUAUAAUAAUAAACAUUUUCAAUUAUGUAAAUUUAGUUUAUCUAAAAUGGAAUUAUUUUCAACAUAGAUAAGUGAAUGUAGAUUGGUUCAUGAGUCAUUGGUUAGGGUUUGGUGACAUAUGCUAUAGUAUUGUUGGUAUCUUUAGGGUUAGAUUUGAAAUCUUAUCUUCAUUUUUUUUUUCUUUUUCAAAUUGACCUAUGUAUGUUUAGUAACUAUCUAAUAAUUUGAUUUAAACACUUUCUAAGUUUUUUUAAGUUUGAAAAAGUUUUUUGCAUAGUUAUUUGAUUUUAGGGUUUAGAAGACUCACAUAGAACUUAAAAAGAAGUCUUCCGACACAUCCGCCUAAAUUUAAGUAAAAUUUAGGGUUCACGCUUAAAUUGUGGAAUAAUUUAGUUUUCCCGCCUAAAUUAAAGUCUUCCAUAAGUCUUCCAUGAGUCUUACAUAAGUCUUCCAUGAGUGUUCCAUAAGUCUUCAAGAAGUUUUCUGGGUCGAAAGUAUUUAACCUAAUUAGAAUUUUUGUCUCCAUAUAUAAAGAAAAUUUAUACAUUCUCUUUUUUCUUCUCAAAUGACUACAACAAAAAUGUAAUAUUUCUCACUCUAAAACUCUGAAACCUCUCUCUAAUCUCUUUGAACAUCAAAACACGAAACUUUAUAUUCAUUUCUCACUUUUUCUUAUGUCUUCUCACUAAUUUAUCCUUUUUUGUAGGUUUUUCAUUACAUGAUUCUCAUCUUUCACUCUUUCAAAGGUAGAACUCUAAAUUUUGGAUAUGAAUUUAUGUGUGUGUUUAUAUGUAAGAUUAUAAAAAGCUAUAGAUUCAUCCUAAUGUGACUGUUUUGUUUAUUAUCUAAAAAAAUAUUUUUGAAGUCUACUCUAUUUUGAAGUCAUUUGAAUGCUUUUGAAUAUGCAGAUUUUUCAGAUCUGAAACAGAUUUUGGAAGACUUUUGGGAUAAUUCUUGGAAGAUUCUCGGAAGACUCUCGAAUGACUCUCACGAGACUUCUUGAGAAAUUUUCUAAUGUAUUUUAUGUUAGAAGACUUACCACAAAGUCUUCAGAAAGUCUUACACAAUUUUCUGCCCAAAGUGGUACAAAGAGAUGAUGUGGGAGUUAAAGAUUAUCUAUGUUGAGGAAUAAUAUAUAACUGUGUAAUAAUUUUGUUUAUGGUCUUUUUAUGAUUUGUAUGUGUAUUAUUUUAGUUGCGAAUUAUUUUGUAAACUUUAACAGAUAUUAAUCAAAAAAAUGGUAAAUAUGUUCAUAUUUUGCCAAAUGUACUUGACUUCAUUAAAGUUAUUGAUGCAACAUACCAAAAAAUAUUUUAAUCAUUCUACCCACACAUAACAAUACACAACAACACAAAAACUUAGUAAAAUUUGCUAAAACUAAGAAUUAUAAUAUUUCACUUAAGUAUAUACUUAAUUAUAGUAUGAUGCUGAUUUACUAAUAAAUAAUCAAUAAUAUUUAUAUUUUCUGCCACUUAAAUAUAAUAUUUGUAAAAAUUUAUAAAUUAAUAUUUUAACAUUUAUAUGAUAAAUUAACUUUUGUAAAAGUCCACGUAAUUCGCGUGACACAAAUCUAGUGUUUUCAACAAAUUAAAUAACUAUAAAAUCUACAACAAUUAAAGUUUAAUAUAUUUCAUAUUACUAUUCACAUCCAAAGUUUAUAAAAUAGACAAAAUUCAUAUGCAAAAUACUUUGAAAAUUGAGCAUAUAAUUUAGUUUUAGAAAGCGUGACAUAAACACUUAAUAGCACAAAUCGUCAUUGAGUUUGUCACGUUUGUAUUGCCUUUCCCUUUGCUUUUACUUUUUCAGUUGAUAUCAUAAUGGACAGUUGAUCUUCCCUUGAAUUGCAAGUGGUCACAUUUGUCCAGGUUCGUCUGGAGUGCAUUGGUUUUUGGUUUGAUCGUUCCAAAUUAAAGGCUUUUCAUUUUGAUGUCCCAGCCAAAACUUUAAUUUGGAGAUUUAGUAUCGUAAGACUUUUUAGCAGUAGAAAACACAAGCAAUAAAGGAUAUGAAAUUGGUUUGGAGUUUGGAUGUGUUGUUGUGUCAAAAGUUGGUAAUUCCUAAAAUUAACCUAAACUAAAGUAACAUAUUCCUAAAAAUAGCAACAUUAACUACCAUAGCCGCAUGUAUGUUUUUUUUCUCUCUCUUACUUUUUUCUAGAGUACCUCCCUAAGAAACCUAUAGAAGAUAAACAUGAACAAAAACCGUCACAACAAAUUCAUUUUACCUUAAAUUUGCUUGAUCAAAAGAUAAUUAAAAACAAUUUGAAACAAGAAGAAAAGCUUGAAAUGACAUCAAAAUUUGUGAUGCUAUAGGCAAAAAGAAGAAAAAGGGAGAAUAGGCAAAGGGAAUGGGAGACAGUCGCAGAGGAUUAUCUUCAACAACACAAUCACGCAAGAUCAUGGUGAUCGCUGACCCGACCCGUGAAUCUGCAGCUGCUCUUCAAUACGCUCUUUCACACGCCGUACUCGAGCAGGACGAGAUCAUCCUCGUCCAUGUUGAAAACAAUGGUGGCUCAUGGAAAAAUGCUUUCUCGAGUUUCUUGAGAUUGCCAAGCUCUAUUUCCUCCUCCUCUAGCACCAGCGGGUCCUCACCAGGCGCUGCUAAUGCUAACGCUAACACUGCAAAUACAGCUGCAUCUUUGGCAUCUGAGAUUGGUCAAGAAGAAGGGAAUUUCCUUGAACAGAUGAGACGGAUAUGUGAAAUUGCUCAGCCGAAGGUGCGUGUGCACACCGAGUGUAUUACCAUGGAAGGCAUCAAAGCUACAGCUAUUCUUCUUCAUGGAGACAAACUUGGGGUGGAUGUUAUCAUCAUUGGCCAACGCAGGACAAUCUCAGCCUCCCUUCUAGGAUCUAGGAGGCCUGGAGGGUCUCUAAGAGGACCAAAAGGAGUAGACACAUCAGAAUAUUUAAUUGAGAACAGCAAAUGUACCUGUGUUGGCGUACAAAAGAAAGGUGGUCAAAACGGAGGCUAUGUUCUGAACACCAAGACCCACAAGAAUUUUUGGCUCUUGGCAUGAUCCUAGUCAGUUUUAUCACACCUAGCUAAAAAGACGAACAAAAAAAAAAGAAGUUUAUCAGUCAUCUGCACUUGUUUCUUUCAUGAUCUUCAAAUUCUGGCAAUGAAGUGUUCUUUUUAAAUGUUGUUUUCCCUCCUCCGACCACAAAAUGGGGGGCAAAAUUUGUAAAUAUGGAACGCAUAAUCAAUUGACACCAAUCUGAAUAAACGGAUGUAAGAAACUAGAGUGUCAUGUCAUGACUCUGGCAUUAAACAACAGGGUAAGGCUAAAUAUUAGUGCGGAGUGCAGACUCAUACUAACAUACGCUAAACACUCCGACUCAGUAAAUAUUGGCCCUGCAAAAUGACAAACGGAAAGUCAUUUCAUGAACAUUUUAAAAGAUAUCCGAUAAAAAAAUGUUACUCUUUCUGUUUUAUGUAUCUUUUUUCUAGAGCAUCAUCAGUUACUGUGGCCCUGUCCACCAAAGGCUUUAGGUUAUGCUUUCGGCAGCUAUUGCGAUGCCAGCUUCUGUACGUCAAACAGCUAAAGUUUUAUAUGUGCUUCUACUAACAAAACAAAGAACACUACUGAUAGCAACACUGAUAUAACUCAGAGUUGUCAAUGAGUACAUAUAUUGUAAUAGACAACUAGAUUUUGACCAGCGCUUUAAAAGCGCGGGAUUUCUUUUGUUGAUUUUUUAUUUAUUUAAAAAUGUAUUAAAAUUUUAGUAGUGAAUUUUUUUCGGCACCAUACAUUAAAUAUUAAAUUUUUAGAAGCAAAAUAAGUUCUUAUAAAUGUUAUAUCCUAAAUCUAUUAUAACCGUAAAAGUUUAAAUCUCCAAAUAAUAAUUAAAUUUUUGAGUAAAAACCGAAACCCUGUUUAACGAUGAUAGAUAUUUAGUUUUUGGGUUUGUAAAACCUAAAAUUUCAACAGAAACUGUAAAAUAUUUUAUUUAUUGUUUUCUUAGGUCUAACUCGUGCCAAAACACAGAAUCGUAAUUUCAAACUAAUUUUUUCCUAAAAUAUGAAUUUUUAUUCAUAAAAAUUCAUUAUUGGAAAGGAUAAAUUACACCUGAGUUUAUAUAUUUAAUAGAUAUUUGAUAUCACUCAAAUUGCCCUAAUGAGUGAAUUACUCUCUCAAAUAAGAGGUUCAGAUGUAGUACUUAGGGAUCAAAUCCACAGAGACUCUAGGAUUACACAAUAGAUUAUGGUCUUUGAAAUAUGCUAGAUUAAUUGGUUUAUAGGUUUUAAAGCAGUAAAUGAAUUGGUGAGCAAGGUUAUUGCUCGAUUGGUUUGUUUUAAGGUUGUUAACAGUUGGGAGAAUAGCUAGAUUUAGGUAUAUUCUCAUGUAUGAUAAAUAAAUAACUUAAUUUGGGGUUUUAAGGGUUUAUUGAUAUUAAUUGUUCUUGAAUUCAAACUCAGAUAUAAUCAAUUAGAUUAUCUAAUCUAGAUCUCAGAUUUCAACUCUCGUAUGUUUAUCGCGAGAAAGUGUCGAUCGAUGAUUCCUUAAGAAUAUCGAUCGAUACACUUUCAAAAUAUCGAUCGACAGAACUAUCGUUGCGUUGAUCGAUGCUUCUUCCAGAAAGAUUUACGGACAUGUUUGAUUAGUAUUCUCUAACUUACUAGACCAACUCGUGUGUCUAUCUAGUCAGUUAGAUCAUGUCAGUUAUUUCCAGGUAUUGAGUCAAGCAAUUAAUUGUUCUCAAUUAAUCCUAAGAUCUAAAUAAAAGGGUGAUCAAUCCUAAACUUAGCUUUAAGAACAACUAGAUGAAGAACUAUAUUUUAAACACCCUAGAAACAGUUCAAGUUACCGAUACAUGUAUCAUCCUAUUGAGAAACCUAAAUCUAACAGUAAGACUACUCAGACAUAUUCAUAAAGCACAUAGUUAUGAUGGUCUGAAUAAUACUCAAUAGAUAACAGAAUAGAGUAAGAAACAAAAGGAGUUCAAGAUCUUCCCUCUCUCAAGGUAUACAUAUCUCUCUCAAGGUGUACAUAUAUCUCUCUCCAAUCCUAAGCUCUCUCUCUAGAAGAGUACGAAGCAUCGCCGUCAACAAUGGCUUAGAAACAAAAAAAUAGGAUUUCAGGUGGUCUAGGGGUAUAUUGGUAAUAUGUGGUGACUUCUGGGCCUAAAUUAAUCACGAAACUGGCUUGGCCUGUUUUCUGGGAUCACUGUCGACCGAUACCAAUGAUGUUUCAUCGAUCAACAGCCCUUCAUCUCUUUGACAGCUUCUUGUCGCGAGGCAGACGGGACACUCUUCAGUAAAACGGGCAUAACCUCUGCUGCAGGAUGCUGAUUGACCUCAAACUGGUGGCAUUGGAAAGCUAACUCAAAGCUCUAUCGUUUUUCAAAAAAUGGGCUCAAUUUAACGGUGGAAAGAUCUCCAUCCAUAGAUAAAUAUUUGAUGCGUCUGUGCAGUUCUGCACCUCAAAAGGCUCCAAAACCACCAUAUUUCUUCAGAACGUACCUGAACCUGUAAACACACUAAAUAGACUCUA